UCGAACUUAUCAGAUUCAGAGAGUAAGAGUACGAUGGAUCUUCUCCUUUUGCUCACUGUGCUCCACCUUGCGCGCACGGUGGCUUCCCUGGUGCGCGCCGUCGUCGCCCGUCGCCGGCAGUCGCAGUGCUACCUCCUGGACUAUGUCUGCUACAAGCCAUGUGACGGCCGCAAGGUGAGCACGGAGAUGGCCGGCCAUGUUAUCGAGCGUAACCAGCGCCUGGGCCUCCCCGAGUACCGCUUCCUCCUCCGGGUCAUGGUCCGCUCCGGCAUCGGCGAGGAGAGCUACUGCCCGCGCAACAUCCUCGAGGGCCGCGAGGACACGCCCACCCACCAGGACGCGCUCGACGAGAUGGACGCCUUCUUCGACGCGGCCGUCGCCAAGCUCUUCCACAAGACCGGCCUUGGGCCACGCGACGUGGACGUGCUCGUCGUCAACGUCUCCAUGUUCUCCCGGGCGCCGUCGCUCGCCUCCCGGAUCGUGGGACGCUUCGGCAUGCGCGAGGACGUCGCCGCCUUCAACCUCUCCGGCAUGGGGUGCAGCGCCGGUUUUGUCUCGCUGGACCUCGCGCGCAACGCGCUGCGGACGCGGGCGACGUCCGUAGCCCUCGUGGUCUCCACCGAGUCCAUCGCCCCCAACUGGUACGCCGGCACGGACAGGUCCAUGAUGAUGGGCAACUGCCUGUUCCGCUGCGGGGGCUCGGCGGCGCUGCUCACCAACGACCCGUCGCUCGGCCGGCGGGCCAAGAUGGCGCUUCGCCACCUCGUGCGCGAGAACACCGCCGGCGACGAGGAGGCGCACACGUGCGCGCUGCAGCGCGAGGACGGCGACGGGCGCGUCGGGAUCAGCCUCAGCAAGGCUUUGCCCAGGGUCGCUGGCCGGGCGUUGACCCUGAACCUGGGCCGCCUCGCGCCGCGGAUCCUGCCCGUGUCCGAGCUCGCGCGGUUCGCUGCCGGGACCAUGCGCAAGAAGCUUCUCUCCCGUGGCCGCGUGAAGCACGGCGGUCCGAAGAUAAACUUCAAGACCGGCGUGGAGCACUUCUGCAUCCACCCAGGCGGCACCGCGGUCGUGGAGGGAGUAAAGGGGAGCCUCGGCCUCAAUGCCAGUGACGUGGAGCCAGCGCUGAUGACUCUGCACCGGUGGGGGAACACGUCGGCGAGCAGCCUGUGGUACGUUCUGUCCUACAUGGAGGCGAAGCAGAGGCUCAAGAGAGGGGACAGGGUACUCAUGCUCACGUUCGGUUCGGGGUUUAAGUGCAACAGCUGCCUGUGGGAGGUGAAGGGUUACAUGGCCGACAAGGGCGUCUGGGCGCAGUGCAUCAAUGAGUACCCGCCGGAGUGCAUCACAAACCCGUACGCGGACAAGUAUAGCUGGGUUAACGAUGUUCAAGGUGACACCAUCGUCUUUUAGAUUUCAGUAUGCUGUUGCAUGCACACUGUCGACUUAAUAAAAGCGUAGAGUGUCCGGUUA
Molecule: messenger RNA, 1470 nt
Organism: Lolium perenne
Lineage: Eukaryota; Viridiplantae; Streptophyta; Magnoliopsida; Poales; Poaceae
Product: 3-ketoacyl-CoA synthase 12-like
Biological process (GO): fatty acid biosynthetic process
Cellular component (GO): membrane
Molecular function (GO): acyltransferase activity, transferring groups other than amino-acyl groups
Source: RefSeq, a predicted model, not a curated record